CGACUUUUUACCGCUCUGUCAUUUAAUAUUUUCUAUUUUUCAUCAGUAUUUUGCAAAUAAACAAUUGAGAAAAGAAUAGCAACGUACGAAAAUUAGAUUUUUUAUAUUUAUUUUCCAACUUUAAUCAUUCUUAGUAUAUUGCAUUAUUUUAUUUAGUUUGCUUGUGCUAUUUGCGAAACAAGUGAGAUAAUUGUUAUUUAUAAAGUGAUUAAAACUAAUUUGCCACAUCCAAACAAUUUUCAAUAUGGGAAAAUUACAAUUUUGCCGUAUUUGUCGAACAGAAAAGAACCUAAAAUAUAAAACCAAAGAGUUAAGACAAUUAAAUAAAAAACAGUUACUUUUGGCCAAUGCCACUCAACAGGGCCAAGGAAAUAAUAGGGCUUCGAAAAAGCUUUUACUUACUACACCCACUUUGGGUAACAUCUGUCAUGUUUGUGAUGAACGCAUACAAAUAUUCCACCGCUUAGAUGAUGGUGGCCAUGAUAGUUGUAGCGAUGUUGAAAUCGAAGUUGUUGAAAACACAAAUAAAGCACUGCCAAUGCAAUUUGUAGAUGCUAUACCAAAUGGAGGUUUCGUUCAAAGCGCGCAACGUCCAGAAACACCAGUUAUUGUGGAUGACGAUGACAUGCUCUUCAACAUAUUUAUGCAAAAGUUCGACCAGAAAACACAAAUUCAACGACAUCAAAUGGCUGAGCAGCAACAGGCUGAUGGCCCGUUUGUUAACCAAUUUCAUGCACCCUAUACACCACCACAGUCUACUGCCGGUGGAAGUGAAGGGGAUGAAUCAAAAGUAAUAGAAGUUUUAACAUCACGUGAAAACACACCCGCCCCAACAACCCAAGCUCUGCCACCACCCCCACAUACCAAUUGUAACCUGAUUGAUUCACAGGGUCAUCGUAUUGUUGCCAUCAUAGAAUUAGAUGAUGUUGAUGAAAACGAUUCAAAAAAUAAUGAUGAAAUCCAUAGUGGUUUAUUGACUCCUGCUGCAAGUUCUUCAAAUGAAUUGUCAUUUACAGAGAGCAUUGGGCACAGGUCUGGUACAUUAUCACCGAAUAAAUAUGCUAAUUUUAAAAGUCCAAGUAAUAAUGAACGCCGUCAAUCUGCAGCAGCCGAAGAAGAUGACGAUGAAAUCGUGUUUCGUAAAGUUGAUAUAGAACAAGACAAAUCUCCAGAUAUUAAAAAAAGAAAACGUAAAAGUUACGACGAAAAAGAAUUGCGUUUGGUAGCUAGUUUAAGUUUAGUUUCUAGUGACUCAGAGGCAGAAGAUAGUCCCAUUAAAGUACAGAUUAAAAAUUCUUCCAAUCCCCCUACAGUUGCUGAAACUUCCUCAUUCGUUUCACAAGAUCCUCUUAUUUGUAAAGUAUGUAAAAUAAAAUUUCCGGACUCUGAAAGCCUCUCCAUUCACGAACGCAUUCACCAAGGUGUGAAGUGUACAUUGUGUCAAGUUGGCUUUCAACAAGUCAAACGUCUAAUCCAUCAUAUGCGUCGCAAACACCGAGAAUAUAAUGGUGACACUUUGUCAGAAAAACCCCGCUCUGGUCAAGAUAGUUGUAUGACUAUUAGAUUACGCUAUAUGCAACGUACAACAUUUUAUGAAUGUCAGCUAUGUGGUCGCAUUGAUGAAGUAUUUAGGGAACACAAAGAGCAUAUAAUAGAAAAACAUGCUAAUGAAUCUAAAACUCUUAAAGACCCCAUUAUGAAACAACUGAAAUGUCCACUAUGUAAGGCCAAGUGUGGUGCACAGUAUUUAUCGUUAUGUCGCCAUCUCAUAAGUUCCCAUGAAUAUCAGCAGUACAAAAGUCAUUUGAGAGAGUUGGUACAUGUAAGUGCAUUCGGAUGGAAUGCAGCACGGCAACAAGAGGUGGCUAAAACAGCAAAAAUCUUUCAAUUUACUAGGAGGAAAACUUUCUUUUUUGAAUGUAAAAUAUGCCGCAAAGUAGUUGCUGGCUAUUUACAUCACCUAAGGCAUGUUAACAAACAUCAGGCACCUUCAAACGAACAGACCAAAGUUAGAGGAGUUACCCCCAAUGAAAUUCCUUCUCCACUAUCAACGACUUUAGCAACCAAAAACAGUUUCGAUCUUGGUAAAACUCAGAACAAAGAUAAACUUUCUGUGUCGAAACAUCAACAGAAAAAAGUAGAUAAUAAAUCUAAAAAACUAUCAAGUAAAUCUAAACAGAAUAAAAAAUCUAUGCAAAUUGAGAAAGUAAAUGAAAAAACUAAGAAAAUACAAAAAUCUAACGAAUGUACUGUACAAAAGCCCAAACUGAAAAUUAGUCAAAAGAAACCUCUUAAGAUGGACAAAUCUAAAAAGACAGCUUUGACUACAAACAUUAAAGAAACUGGGACAGUGAAUGAGUCCAAAAAGAAAAUACAAUUAAAAAUUAAAUUGAAACCAAAGGAUAAGGAAACGAAAGAAAUACCAAGUGGAGAAAAAUUUAACAAAAGAAGACUCAAGAAUGAAUCUAGCAAAAUUAAGACAAAAGACAAUGAUAAACUCAGAGGAAAAUCAAAAGUAAAAGCGAAAGCGAAAGAUGCAGAUCAGAAGCCUCAGGUAAAAAAGGUAAAGGUAAAACCACCCAUACGACAGAUAGAUUUACAAAAAUUCAAAUGCAGCUACUGUUUAAAAAAAUUCAAAGGUUUUCGUUUGUAUAAUUUGCAUCUUCUACAACAACACAAAGAAAACGAGUAUACCGAAUGUAAUACAUGUAAUAAAUUAUACACAAAUUCCUCACUUACAACUGAACAUAUCAAACAAUGUCCACAAACAUUUCCCGCAUACAAACGAAAACGUAAAUUCUCUGAUAAAUCUUCAUUAUCAGGCAAUUUUAUCGAUAAUAGCUCUCAACUAUAUGCGAACACAGUGCCUAAGAAAUGUGAUGAAAAUUUUAGCAAUUUGAAAGAUAACUAUCUAUGGCUGAAAGACCUAAUAAAUAUAAAAAAAUCAUCAAGAAUUAGUGAUAGCAAAUUAACUUAUAAUGAAUCUACCGAUACUGCCUUAUACAUAACUAAACAAUCAAAUAUACAAUGUUGUUAUUGUUUGCAUCUACUUCCCAAUGGCAAAGCCUUGGAAGAACACAUAAAACAACAACAUUCACAAAAAUCAGAUAUUCUUAUUAAAUAUAAACCUUUUAAAAGUGUAAGUAAAUAAUUGAUGCAUAUGUAUGUACAUACAUAUGAAAAUAAUUAAAUGCAAAUCAAGCAAAAUAUAACAUUCUUUCAAAAAUUCUAUUCAACUUAAAAAUGUAGAAUAAAACUAAAAUUUCACUAAAAUACAAAGAAUACUAAAACAUCGUUUAUCUGACAGUGUUCGAAAAUAAAUUUAAAAUAUGUAAAUCUGCUGAUAACGUAAAGUUACAGCAGAUUUAAAAAAUAAUAAAGAUUUUUCACUUGACUUUCUACAGUACAUUAAAUGCAUUUAAAUCUUUCUACAUACAUAAAUGUAUGUAGUAUGUACAAUACAUUUAUUAACUUGUUAUAUAAAGAUAAGAAGUUAUUGGAUUUACAUAUUAAAACAAUUGUACUUUCUUUUUUAGGAUCUAUUUGCAAAUAUAUUUACAUAUGUAUGUAUUAUAAUCUUAAUAUAAAAAAGACGUAUAUAACUUUUUUUUAAACAAAAAAGUUCUUUUUAAUUUUUCGUGAAAUAUAAAAUUUACUUUUAUUUUUUGUAAUUCGACAAAUAAUAACUGUUUAAUAAAUAUAAUUCGUUUUUCUAAAUCUUAACCAUAUUUCGCCUUAUGAAAAAAAAUUAUAUAUGUCUAUUAUAUUAAGGUGACGAAAUAAUGUUUGAUAGACUCACACAAAUUAUUAAUAAUUAAAAGGAAAUAAUAGCAUUAAAUUAUAUCAUCUGUUGGGAAAUUUUUUUAAUUCCUAAAUAUUCUAAACGUAAAACCAGCUUAGAUAAUUGUUAUGGAAGCAUUAUGUAAAGGAUAAGAAAAUUGUUAUAGGUAGCAAAAUAAAAUUAUUAUAUUUACACACUUAUAAUAAAUUGUUAAUGAUAUUAAUAUAAAAUGUUUGUAGUAUGUAUGAAAGAAGAAAUAUUACUUCUCAUUAAUUUAAUUUCAAAUAUAUUCUUUUUUCAAUCAUUUGAAAAAGUUUUGUUUCUAAAUAGCAUAUUAACUAAUUUUAAGCAAUUAGAUAGUUUUAUUUUUGAUCAAAGCCAUUACCAUAAUUCGAAAUACUUUAAUGUGUUCUUAAGCUUGAAAUUAAAUUUACCGACAAAAUCUUAAUUAAAACUUGAUAUUUGUAACACACUAUGGUUCAUUAUAUUUUAUUUUUUUUAAUAAACGUUCCCAUUACACUUAUAAUUAAAAAAAUAUAUAUUUAAGAAACAAUGAUUUUUUAAAUAUUUUUUUGUUUGCUUUUAUUAUAAUUACAUACAAAAAUGCUUUAUUCUUUAAACUUUCUGAUAUAAAUAACAAAAAUUGUAAAUGGAAACAGAACAAUUUUAAAAGUUAUCAAUGGAAUGAUUCAAAGUUAUUUUUUAUGUUGUUUUACACAUACAUAAUGCAUAUCUAUCUAAAUUUAAUUUUACUGUGAAGUGAAUUUUGAUCAGUAUGUCUUUCUUAUUUUAAGUUGCACAGAAGUGUAAAAGAUUGUAAUGUUUUUUAUUAAUGUUUUAUGGACUGAAAUUAUUUUUAUUUAAUAAAUUUCGAACAAAUUGAA
Molecule: messenger RNA, 4665 nt
Organism: Lucilia cuprina (Australian sheep blowfly)
Lineage: Eukaryota; Metazoa; Arthropoda; Insecta; Diptera; Calliphoridae
Exons: 2
Coding region: 245-3151 (968 amino acids)
Biological process (GO): regulation of transcription by RNA polymerase II
Cellular component (GO): nucleus
Molecular function (GO): DNA-binding transcription factor activity, RNA polymerase II-specific; sequence-specific DNA binding
Source: RefSeq, a predicted model, not a curated record